AUGCACUCAUAUUUGCCUUUGAAUUCGUGGCCUAUCUAUGGACUGUGUGUUACGAUUGCUGUUUGGUUUAUAUAUAAACAUUUAAGCCGUACUUUUGGUUUCUUUGACACUUUGGGUCUCAAAGGGCCGAAACCAGUGGUCAUAUUCGGUAAUCAAUUAGAUCUGCUAUUCGUGUCAAAGCCUGACCUCGAAGUGCAGCGAACGAAACAAUUCGGCAAAAUCUAUGGUUACGAAGUGCAUUGUUGUGCCGGAAUAUCCAUCGAUUUGCUCAAUGCCGUCGCCCGAGACAUGAACUUUGAAUACGAUUUGUAUUUAGUGGCCGACGGCCUGUUCGGUGUCCGCAGAAAUAGUACGCUAGCGCUGAGCGGCCAAUGGGACGGCAUUACCGCCGAUCUGGUCAACGAUGUCGCGCACAUGACGUUCACCGCAUUUAGUACUACCAGCACUCGUGUUCAGGCAAUCGACUAUUCGGUGCCAUUUUUCUAUUCGGGUGUCUCGUGUCUCGCCCGGGCCUCACACAUAGCCGACGUACCGCUCGAAGCAUUUCUCAUACCAUUUAGCUAUCAAUUAUGGUUCGCGAUAUUCACUAGUCUUUUGGCCACUGCUAUCGCGGCUGCCAUUUACGAGUGGUUCAGUCCCUUCGGUCUCAACCCGUGGGGACGUCAGCGCACAAAAAACUUUAGCUUAGCCUCAGCUCUAUGGGUGAUGUGCUCUCUUCUAUUCAGCCAUUUAGUCGCCUUCAAAGCACCCAAAUCCUGGCCCAAUAAGGUACUAAUCAACGUUUGGGGAGCUUUUAGUGUAAUAUUUUUAGCCACAUAUACGGCUAACAUUGCCGCACAUUUUGCCGGUCUAUUCCGUAUUCCUGAAGUCAACGAUUUUCGUGAUUCGAGCCUUAUGAAACAAAGGACGGGAACCGCUAGAAGUAGCGCUUCUGAGGGAUAUUUAAUGGAGAAAUAUACCGAUCUUUGGCAUCACAUCGAGAAGAAUAAUGUCCACAACUUUGAUGAAGGACUCGAACACUUACGAAAUAACAAGUUGGAUGUCCUGAUUGGGGAUACGGCUAUAUUAGACUAUUUCCGAGCCACUGAUCCCAUCUGUAAUUUAACACUAUUAGGGGAUUCCAUCUUCGAUGACGCCUAUGCUAUAGGAAUGCAAAAAGGCUUUCCAUUUCGGGAAUUGAUCUCAAGUUUGAUACUGAAGUAUAACGAGUACGGCUUUCUCGACCAAUUGCACCGCAAAUGGUAUGGAAGAGUCCAUUGCCUCGAGUCGUCGGCACUGACCAAACCCAAGCCUUUAACCGUCAAAGCAGUCGCCGGAGUAUUUCUAAUGCUCUUCUUCGGCCUAAUCAUCGGAACCGUUAUUUUACUCACUGAACACUUUGUCUUCAAAUACAUGUUACCGUCGCUCAGAAAGAAACCCAAAGAAUGUUUCUGGAAGAGUCCAAACCUCAUGUUUUUCAGUCAAAAAUUAUAUCGUUUUAUAAAUACCGUAGAAUUGGUUUCACCGCAUCAUUCGGCCAAAGAGAUCAUGACUAACCUCAGGGAAGGACAGAUCGCCAGUCUUUUCCAGAAAAGUGUCAAAAGAAAAGCGAAAGAAGAGGCCCGACGUCGCAAAAGUAAAUCUCAAUUCUUUGAAAUGAUUCAAGAAGUGAGAAAAGUAGUUCAACGUCAGGCACACGAAAGAAGUUUUAACGACUCCAUUGAAGCGGCGGCUGGAAAGCCGUCUGUCGUCACCAAUAAAAGAGAUUCAAUAGUAACAGAAACUGAAUCUCUUGGGGCGCCGACCACUUACAGGACGUCAUCGAUUCGCUUUAAAGAGCCCGACGAGAGCUUUGAUGAGCGCAUACUUGUCCACAGAGAGCCCCUUCCGGCGCAUCUCAUUGUGAAGCCGGUCUCUAGUCUUAAGAGUACGAGUUCUGACUCGAGAACCAGAUUAUUGAAGUCGAGCCGAACGUCCACUUCGGCCACAAGUAGUGGUGAAUCCACUUAUUAUAGAAGUCCGGCGUCGCCUACUGUUAAACACAAGCCCCGGUCCACACAGCCCUUCACAUCUCAAUUCACUAAUAGUUUCAGUUUAGAGAACGUCUCCUACUCUUCAAUAGCCGACACAAGUCUGACGAAUAAAUACUUCGACCGAAAGACACAGAAUCGGAGAAAGAUGUGGUCUUUUGACGAUUUGGAUGCAAUCAAACGCGAAUUGAAUGAACCGAUGUCUCCCAGCGAUCGAAACCAUUCUAGUCUUAUGUUGUUUGAGUUCUUCCCCAAAAAGAGUUCUGUGAUUAUAGCGAGUCCUCGGCAUCGGAUCGACAGCUUAAGGCUGGCGUCGAUGAGCAAAGAGGAUGUGCUGGCGAUGUGGAGGUCCUCUGAACGGGAACUCCUGAAUCAACUUCAAGACGCUCUGCAACAGAAGCGAGCGCUGGAGGAAAAGGUAGCUCUUCUGCAGAGAAUGCUAAUGAAGCCGCCCUGA
This is a messenger RNA of Medioppia subpectinata, 2466 nucleotides long. The record is from the annotation of a GenBank genome assembly. NCBI's taxonomy places the organism in Eukaryota, Metazoa, Arthropoda, Arachnida, Sarcoptiformes, Oppiidae.